Sclerotinia sclerotiorum 1980 UF-70 is the source of this 1383-nucleotide messenger RNA. RefSeq lists its product as hypothetical. The record is from RefSeq and is a predicted model, not a curated record. Lineage: Eukaryota; Fungi; Ascomycota; Leotiomycetes; Helotiales; Sclerotiniaceae. The coding region runs from base 1 to 1383 and encodes 460 amino acids. Gene Ontology annotation, biological process: double-strand break repair via homologous recombination; DNA strand invasion; reciprocal meiotic recombination. The transcript is spliced from 2 exons. Gene Ontology annotation, cellular component: replication fork; Rad51B-Rad51C-Rad51D-XRCC2 complex; centrosome. Gene Ontology annotation, molecular function: single-stranded DNA binding; ATP-dependent activity, acting on DNA; four-way junction DNA binding.
AUGACUGAAUUAGAUCACAAAGCCCAGUCAGAAGCUUUAAGUCCUCCAAAACCAGCGCAGCCAAUAACGGCGGAUCAGUUACUAGAACUGGAAGAGCGACAACGGGCAAGGUGUAAUGGGACAAAUGGUGAACCGAGACGAAUCAAGACGGGGUGUCUAGAAAUUGAUGAUUACGUUCUUUGUGCCAGUAAAAAUGAAUUGAAUCCGGGGUUUGAAAGAGGUAUUGUGGUAGGCUUGAGUGCUGCUGAUGGAGAUGAAUCCGUAGGUAGUAGAUUGAUAUCUCUCAAUCUUAUAGCCACAGUUCUCCUUCAACAUGUUGAAAUGGUAAAUGCCACUCAGAACCCUCAAAUUAAAUCAAGAAAUGCGUCAAAGCCAAAGGUCGUAGUGAUCGAUACAACCGGUUCCUUCAAUCUUCCUCUCCUAGUCAAGGUGUUGAGAUCAGGACUUCUUAAAAUGAGACAUGAGACGAGAAGUAUGAACGAUACAAGGAUGAAUCAUGGGAAUAGUCACAAUUCAGAAGCAGAUACCGAAAUUGAGAUACAAAAAGAGGUGUAUACAAUGUUGGAGCUGGUUGCAAUUAGUAGAGUCUUUGAUAUUGAGGGAUUAUGGGAGGCAUUAAGUGAAAUAGGACGAACAGAUGGCCAACUCAGUAAGGAUGAGGAACAGGAAAACUUUAAUAAAAAUCCAUCGCCGAAAGCCAAACGUGCUGAAAAGCAAGCAGAACCCCCACUGUACAAAAUACCAGAUGAAAUUGGCGAUAGCGAAGAAGAAGACGUUGAAAUGACCCCGCCACUAGUCCAACCCACAACAUCGAACACAAGCGAGGCAGAAAUUGGUCCCGAAAUACUAGUCAUUGACAACAUGCACUACCUAAUAUCCCACCUCUUCACGCACUCCGAAAAAUCCUCAGCACACAAUCUCCUCUCCCUACUAUCACGGACCCUACACACAUUAACUCAUACCCAAAAUAUCCUCACCAUCCUCCACAACACCACCAUUUCCACCAAAAUCAACUACACAAAACCCGGUGCUCGUCAAGCUCCUCCAGCUAUCCAAUCUAUAAUCACUUCCGUGGCCCAAAAACCUUCACUAGGAAGAAUCUUUGAUGAUUUCCUAGAUCUACAUAUCAUGAUCUCCAAAAUACCAAAGAGGAGAGCAGAUGCCGAGAUUCUCUAUGGUCAGGAUGAGAAAUUUUCGGAGGAAGUUAAUUAUUGUUUUGUUUUUGAGGUAUUGAGGGAUGAAUGUCCUAUUCUGGGUGGAGAUAGAGGUUUGGGAAGGAAGUUUGGAGAUAGAGAACAGAGAUGGGGACUCUUUGAGAUCGGGAAUGAGGGGAUGGAGUUGGUUGAUGCUUUCAGGGGUGGCGAGGAGAUGGUGAUGGGAUGA